AUGGCGGAGUACGUGCAGGUGAUGAAGAGGGCGCUGCAGCAGCUCGGGGGUCACGGCGGCAUUCGCGGGGCCGUGUUUCAGCUGCUGAGGUAAAGAAUGGCUCGGCCCCUCCGCCGUGCGCGUCGGCUUGUGAGGGCAGGCUGGGAGCGGAGCGGCUGCUUGCGCUCGAGGGUCACCUUGGUAAUGGGCAGGAGGAAGAGGAGGAGGUCGCUGUCUCUGGUUGGCGUGGAAAUGGGUCUCCUCCGCUUCUCUAGACCUUCCCGGAUCCCCAGAGACGAACAGGCAGCCCAAACUCCGUCGAGGGGAUCAAGGUGGACCAGUUGGGGGACAUUUGCUGAACAUAGCUGUCAACCUUCCCUUUUUUUGCGGGAAAUUCCCUUAUUCCAGCGCCGUUUCCCGCUGCUAUCCCGGAUUGUUAGAUAUCCCGUAGACUGUCCCCGGGACAGGUGAGGCUGCUGAUCCCUUAUUUUCGAGGCCGCUGAUCCCAUAUUUUCAAAUCUGAAAGCUGACAGCUAUGUUUUUGAAGCGGGGUCAUUUCAAGGCUUGCGCCUCCCGGUCAUUUCGGGAAAGGGAAAGGAGGGAUGUCCGGAUUGGAAAGCUUGUUAUUGGCUAGAUAACAAAGCGGACUUUCAUUUUCUGGGCUGUUUUGAUACUUCUAGCAGUAAGUCCUGCUGAACUCGGCAGAGCUGUGUUUUUUCUCUUUUUUUCACUAAACCAAUGAAGUGGUCCUUGGUGGGGAAAAUGCCCUGCAUCCAGUCAGUGAACUUGUAGAAAUUCUGUAGAUUUCUUGCUGGGCAGUUUUUAAGCCAAAAAGUUGGGGAUUUUUGUUUAUCUUGCUCCAUUUUCUCCUUCCCUACCACUACAACCCUGUGAGGCAGAACAUCUUGGCGCUCUCUAUCAUAGGCUUUAUUUUUUAAAUAAAGUUUAAAUUCCAGACAAUUUUUUUAAAAACUGCAUGCAUAACAAUGCACUAAAGGAAUAAAGAAAGUGGCUGGUUAUAAUUCUUAGUCUAUCGUGCUUGUGGAGACAACAAGAGUAAAACAGUCAAGGAAAAGUUCAAUUAUACAAGUUAUUUAUACAUACAUAGUCAGAAAAAGCUUGCAUGAUUCCAUACAUAACUUUUUAUAAUUAGUUUUCUUAAUUUUGUAUAUAUUCCUACAAGAGUCUUAUGGCAUUCGCUUUCUCAGAUUACAGUCAGUCAGGUGCAUUUUAUGAAGUGGACUGUAGUCCAUGGGUGUAGCCAAGGUGGGGCAGGGAGGGGGAGCUGCCCGCCUAAAUCAAUAAACAUAAGUAAGAUUACAUAGCUAACGGAGGUUCUGCUCCCCCUAACAAAAAUCCUGGCUAAGCCCAUGCUGUAGUUCAUGAAUGCUUAUACCAUAAUAAAUUUGUUGGUUUUCAAGGUUUGGUUUUAAAAAAUCUUCGAUGUUUUUGCUGCAACAGAUUAACACUGCUGCCUUUCUGGAAAUUGUAACAUAGUCCUAAACCAUUUUCAGGCAUUUGCCAGUAAAGGUGAUUAGUAAUCGGGGCAGGCAGGGAAACAUGCACAUAAGUCUUACAUUCAGAGCUCUGCAAAGUUAGCAAUAAAGCUUGAAAAGGGGUUUUAAUCACCUUUGGUUGAUCACACAUAGAAACUCUUCCAGUGAGUGGGAACCUUAGAUUAUCAGGGUUUUCACUUGUGGGGAGCAUUUCUAAGAACAUUAAAGUACACACACCUAAAAACCCUCUUUAUUCCUUUACACUGAUCUGAAGACCAGCCCAAGGACAUUGGGUUUGGGUUUGCAUGCAUCGUCAUGUCCCCAUCCCAUUUUACUUAUUCUGUACUCCUGGGGAAUUUCUAACACUGACCAUAUACAAUUGUUCAAGAAGCACAUUAUGCAAUAAUUCGUGCUCAUUAGGUGCCAAAUGACUGUCUUUUCAGUUUUAGUAAUUAGAGUUGAAGCUGAGAUUGCUUCUGGUUCCUUGACUUCUAGGACCACUGACAACUGAACAGAAUUUCUAAAGUUGCCGUCCACAAAGUGAGACUAUUGGGCCAUCUGGCAAUGGCAACGAUUGAAUGUGUGAUCUUCUGCAUUCAAAGUGCUCCACCAUGGAGCAACAACAGCUCCUCAUAUUUAAAUUUGUUCAGUAUUGGGUAAUUUUACUACUUCUGUUUUUGGAAACCUGCAGGGUCAAUGAACUGAAGACUGGCGCACUAGUAGGUGUUGAUAAAUAUGGAAACAAAUACUAUGAAGACAAAAGAUAUUUUUUUGGUAAGUAGAUAUACUUCAGUAAUUUGAAUUUAAUCUUCUGAAAAAGCUAGGCUAAUUUACACUUCUUCAAUGUGAUUACAAUUUAGUCAGCUCUAAGUAAUUGUUGGUGUCAAGUAGGAGGAUAUAACAGUAAGAAGUCCUAGUGAGGUGUUGUCACAACAGGAACUUGGAUUUAUGCUCCUGCUUGUAAAUAUAGCAUCUUUUUGCACUGGUACACAGAUGUGAAGAAACAGAGAAAGCAGAUGGUGUUCAGGGAGUAGUAAUGAGGGUCAUCUUUUUGAUAUCACUAUCUUUGCAGACUCAUUAUUUUGAAUAUUUAGACCCCUUUUCUAGUCUCAACACUUGGAUUGCUAAAAUUAAUCUGAAUUGCAAGGAAGAUAGGCUGCAAUGUCAUUGGGUUACUCUGAGGGUUUAGUAAUUGGGUUAUUUUGAGGGUUUUUAUUAAACAUUACUUUAAUGGAAAUUAAUGUGCACUCUCCCACAUAUGCUGCUUGUCUCUCUGAGGUCCCUUCAUGUGUGACCUUUUUCCUUCACAAAAAUAAUUUUGAUGUGGGAAAUAACACAGUAACUUGUUAGAUGCAAAUGUAUUAGAUAAUUUUGGUUUCCUUCAGACCAUAUACUCGUCACCUUUCUGGUCUACAUGUUUUUAGUAAACUAAGUUCUUCGCAAGUGACCACAUAGACACUUCAUCCUACAUUGUGUAGGGAAAAAACAUGUAUGUGAGGUGGUCCCAACGUGGAUUCUUAUCAACAAAGCCUUACACUGCCUCGGUUUACUCCUUCCAUGCCUUCUGCCAAACCAGUCCUUUCCCAAAAGUGUAUUUGUUAAAUGUGAGAAUCUUGCAGUCACAAUAAUUAAAUGUGAGCACAGAAUUUUAACUUCACAAAAUUUGAAUUGUGUGUGGGGUUGUGGUGGUGAUGAGGACAGCCUUUUUUAUAACUAAUAAAAUGUCAUAAAUCUAUGCUUCGCCUCUUGGUUCAGUUGAAUAUAGUUUGUAAAUGUUUACUUAUCUUCCUAUUUAAGGUCGCCAUAGGUGGGUUAUAUAUACUAAUGAAAUGAAUGGCAAGAACACAUUCUGGGAAAUGGAUGGAAGCAUGGUGCCCCCUGAAUGGUAAACCAGCUAGUUUACUGCAUGCAUUUCUGUGAUUAUAUGUUGUAUUAACCUUGUGAAACAGUUAACCUCAAAACGAACCAACUUAUCUGAGGCUGACACGCAAAAGCAAGGAAAUGAAAAUUUAAUCCUCUUAACUGUACAUCAUCCCCUAAUCUUCUGCCAGCAAAAGUACUUCACCAGUUCCGGGAUAGAGCAUAGAUCAGGCACCACUCUUCUGUUUGAAAGGGACAUUAUGGUAAAUGCAUGCUUUCUGCCUGAAAACGGAAGAUGUGCUUAGAUGAGGGGUGGCUGAUGUGUAGUUGCUUUUGGAGUCUAAACUCCCAUCAGCCUCAGCCAGCCUGUCUGUAGCCAGGGAAAAUUGGUGGUUGUAGUUCAGCACCAUUUGGCAGACCACAGGUUGCUCAUCGCUAGUCUCUAGGUCACCCCUCUUACAGUACUACCUAAUUUAAUGAUACACAUUAUGUUUCCCUAUGGUGCUGCUCAAGAAUUGUACGACCAAAGCCCUACUAGGCAUAGACUGCUGGUCAUGGCAGUUUUUGAAUUGUACCUGUUAGUAUCAGUCUCCAUACCACUUUCUCUGCAACAGUCUUGCUGGAAUAAGUAGGAGAGUUGUGAAGUGACAUUUAAAAGACAUUUGGUUUUUAGAAAAAACAAUCUUACUGAAAGUACCAUAUUGGCCUGAAUAUAAGCCACACUUUUUUUCCAAAUUCUGACCGUGAAAAGUUAAAGUACGCCUUAAAUUCGUGACCUUAGAAAAAUUGGCUUUUAUGCUAUUGCUGCUGAAACAGACAUACAGUAAAACAGAACCAAAAAUGUAUUAUUGUUGAUUUGCGAACUUGAGACUGUUGAUUUGCUAUUUACGGGUGUGAGUGCCUGCGGAAUUGUAGCAAUUGAAUACCAAUUUGCGAUUUUAGCAAUUGUACGGUAACUUUUGCGGGCUUGCAAGUUCAAAGGCUUAAAUUGGCUCGGCGUUACAAUUCUACCAACCGCAGCGAUUUUCAGCCCGUAACCCAAUUUUAAGGGAGCGGCUUAUAGUCAGGUAUUGUCUUAUUUUUCUUUCUUCCCCUUGAAUUUUAAAGGUGCAGCUUAUAUUCGAGCCAAUACGGUAUAUUCUGUGUAUAGUUGUGAAGUUGGACGUUCACAUUCCAAAUGAAUUAUCUUUUAUUUGCAUUGACGGUGGGGAAGAGGGGUCAGUCCACAUGUAGAGAUCUAGUAUGGUCACAAGUAACCUUGUCAAGAUGGUUAAACAGUGAGAAACAAACAUACUGUAACUGUCCUGGUUUUAGUGACAGCUGAGUUCCUCUGUCAUUUCCACCCAAAUUAACACAAUUGUAAGCUUACUGAAAAUGUGUUUUCAGGAAAUUGCAUUUUUUAACUCGUCAGAUAUUUGCAGCACUCAAAACAAUUGACCUAAAUAUUAUUUUAGUGACUACUUGAAUUAGUUGCCCAGUGCCAACAACAGUAUGCACUAAUCUUGUUAUACUUGUUACUGUUGGGUCACUUACUAUGGGGAAAAGUCAUUUAUCGAACAGAUGGGUCCAGUCUUACAAUUAUUUCACUCUGUGUACGCUAUGAGGAUGUUUGGGAAAAUAUGAUGCUUACUUCUAGAGGUGUCAGUGAAUGGUAAGGAGGUUGUGUGCAUAGUGAUAGUCUACUCCUGAGUUGCAGGUAGCCAAAUAAUAAUAAUGUAAAAUGUGCAUAAGAGAUUAUAUGCAGCCUUUUAUAGCUCUUGAAACCUGUUGGAUCAUUUUUAAUGAUUUAUUUCUUCAUAUAGGAUUUACGUGAAAUAAUAAUAAUAAUAAUAAUAAUAAUAAUAAUAAUUACAGGUGAACUUCACCUGAAGUACACAAGAUGGGUUACAGUAUAAAGCCACAACAUACAUACAUACAUAAUAGAAACAAAGCAAUAAAACAGUUCCCCAGCACAUUUUAAUGAUUGUUUAAUCAGCCCAAAGGCUGUGGAGAAGAGGAAUGUUUUGCUUGGUGUCUAAAGAUAUGUAACGAAGGCAGCAAAAAGCCUCCCUGGGGAGAACAUUCCACAAGCAGGGAGCUACCACAGAAAAGGCCCAUUCUUGUGAUGCUGCCCUCCGGAUCCCUUGUGUGGGAAGGCACAUGAAGAAGCGUCUCAAAUGAUGAUCACAGGAUCUGGGAUGGUUCGUGUGGGUAGAGGCAUUCCUUGAGGUAUUGCGGUCCUGAGCCGUUUGCCCUGGUGAGCAACCUGGCUGCUGAAUUCUGCAGUCACUGCAGUUUUUUACUGAACUGCCUUCAGAUGCAGCCCCGCAUAUAAGGCAAGGUAGUAAUCUAACCUGGAGGUUACCAGAGCAUAGACAACAGAAGUUAGGCUGUCCAGAUAGGGGUACAGCUGGGCUACCAGCCAAACCUGAUGGAAGGUACUCUGUGCCACUGAGGCCACCUGAGCCUCAAGCAACAGCAGUGGAUUCAGAAGUAGCCCCCAAGCUGCAGACCUGUUCCUUCAGUGGUAGUGUAAUCACAUCAAGAGCAGACCAGCCACUAUCCAUCUGGUCUAGGGAACCACCCACGUACAGUGCAUCAGUCAUCUCUGUAUUGAGCUUCAGUUUAUUGGCUCUCAUUUUAUCCAUUACUGAGGCAAGACAUCAGUCCAGCAUAUCCACUGCCACACCUGCAGAUGUAAAGGGGAAGUAGAGCUGGGUGCCAUCAGCAUAUUGCUUACACUGUACUCCAAAACUUCAGAUAUUUCACUCAGUGGUUUCAUGUAGAUGUUAAACAGUAUGGGGGAUAACACUGAACCCUCAGGAACCCUUCAGUGAAGGCUCCAUGGGGUCAAACGAAACUCCCCCAGCAUCACCUUUGAAAAUGACCAUUCAGGUAGGACCAGAACUACCAGAAAGCAGUGCCACCCACAACUCGGACAGCCAUUCCAGAAAGCUACCAUGUCAAUGGUAUCAAAAGCCACUGAGAGGUCAAGGAGAAUUAACAGGGACACAUUACCCUGUGUGUCUCUUCCCCCCCCCCAAACAAAGGGCAUCAUACAGGGUCAUCAAAGCAGUUUCUGUGCCAAAACCAGAUCUAAACCGCAGUUGAAAUGAAUCUCGGAAACUGAUUGCCUCCAAGAGAGCAUUAUUGCAAGUAAUGCUGUGUAAGGAAGUACUCACAGAGAGUCCUAUUGUAACUUUAUUGCAUUCAGUAGGAUGCAUAAUGCUGCCAGCUUUUGAUAGUACCCAUACACUGUUUGGACAAGGAGGUAGUCAGAGCUUGGCUUCAGGUACCACCACCAGCAGCAGCAGCAGUGAUUACCCAAUUGUAGUUGAUGAUAGCAGCUAUCUUUUUGGUACUACUUGUAUAAGGACCACCCACAUAGUCAUAGGAGCACCUCCUGGAUUGCCCUUUUGUGUGCCCAUGACACAAAUGGAUUGCACCUGCCUUUGUUCCGUUGGGGCAACAGUCUUUUUUGCGACACCUACUUGUCUGUAGUAGAAUACUAAAUAUAUCAUUUUCUGGCAUAUUUAUUUAUUAGACUUAUGUCCCACUCUUCUUCCCAAAGGAGUCAAGGGCAGCAAACACAUCAGUGAUUAAAUAAUACAAUUAAAAAUAAAAUAAACAUCUUAAAAACAGUUAGGAAACAUGCUUCUGCAGACAAUAAAUCUAACAGAAUCUUCAUGAUCAAACUACUUGAAAUGUAGCUGUUCAAAAUGGUUCAUGCGGUGUAACUUUUGUUCAUCAAACAUGGCUUGCUUUUGAAACUCUGUGCAUAUAUGCUUCAGGGGCUAUUAGGACAACAUAUUUAUUAGUUGUGUGUGUGUUUGUGUGUGUGUGUUUUCCCCUUUAAGGCAUCGUUGGCUUCACUGUAUGACAGAAGACCCUCCAACUACACACCCUCCAGUGCCUCGUAAAUUCAUUUGGGAGAAUCAUAAAAUGAAUUUAAGUGGUACUCCUAGACAGUAUGUACCAUUUUCUACCACCCGUAAGAAGAUACAAGAGUGGGUCCCACCUUCUACACCUAGCAAGUGA
Messenger RNA from Podarcis lilfordi (Lilford's wall lizard), 7352 nucleotides. Lineage: Eukaryota; Metazoa; Chordata; Lepidosauria; Squamata; Lacertidae. The record is from the annotation of a GenBank genome assembly.